GUUUGUAAGAGAGAGAGACCAAAAGGGCAGAGCUGUGAGCUCUGUGAGAGAGAGAAGUGUUCGAGCAAUGGCCUCAAUGACCCUUUCCUUUUGCUCAUCUCUCGCAGCCCAUUGCAGAAUCUGUCCAAAGCAAUGCUCAUCGCCAACACUCUCUUUCUCUAACAAUACCAAUCUCAGCUUUCUCUCCGUCUCUUCCCCCAAACUCUCUUUCUCUUCUUCUUCUCCCACAUAUCGUCUUCUCCCCAAGUCCUCUGAAUCAGGAGCAGCUGUGCUCGAUUCCGUGGCCGACCCGCCGGAGCCUGAAGCUGUGGAAAUCGUUGAAACCUCCGCAGAAGAAGUCUCCAAGCGUGAGGAAGUGUUCGCUGUCGUCAUGGUAGGAUCACGCCAAUACAUCGUUUUUCCUGGUCGGUUUAUUUAUACUCAGAGGCUUAAAGGUGCUGAUGUCAACGAUAAGAUCAUCCUGAACAAGGUGUUGCUCGUUGGAACCAGAACAAGUACCUACAUCGGAAAACCAGUGGUGACUGAUGCUGCCGUACAUGCUGUAGUUGAAGAGCAGGGUAAAGAUAGCAAAGUAAUUGUCUUCAAGUAUAAGAAGAAGAAAAACUAUAGGAGGAAGAUUGGUCAUCGACAACCAAAUACAAGGAUAAGGAUAACAGGGAUCACAGGCUAUCAGGACUAUCCUGCAGUUACGCUUGAUUCAUAGGAUUUCUUGGCGAGGUUGAGUGUAUACUGAAGAUUGAUCUGAAUGUUUUGUGAAGGAGGUUUUCUUCCCUCAUUUUGUAUGUAAUUUCCUUUCUAGGGUGCUUUUGAGAUUGAAUUAUGAACUCCGGUGAUUAAUUAUGAAAAUUACUUGUGCUAAAUUAAUCAUUCAAUUAGAAUGCAUUUUGAAAGUC
Messenger RNA from Corylus avellana, 893 nucleotides. It is a transcript of the gene RPL21C, whose product is annotated as Ribosomal protein L21. NCBI's taxonomy places the organism in Eukaryota, Viridiplantae, Streptophyta, Magnoliopsida, Fagales, Betulaceae. Gene Ontology annotation, cellular component: ribosome. The record is from RefSeq and is a predicted model, not a curated record. Gene Ontology annotation, molecular function: structural constituent of ribosome; RNA binding. Gene Ontology annotation, biological process: translation.